Crotalus tigris (Tiger rattlesnake) is the source of this 1386-nucleotide messenger RNA. RefSeq names its product vomeronasal type-2 receptor 26-like. Gene Ontology annotation, molecular function: G protein-coupled receptor activity. Lineage: Eukaryota; Metazoa; Chordata; Lepidosauria; Squamata; Viperidae. The record is from RefSeq and is a predicted model, not a curated record. The annotation marks the transcript as partial. Gene Ontology annotation, cellular component: membrane. Gene Ontology annotation, biological process: G protein-coupled receptor signaling pathway. The transcript is spliced from 4 exons.
AUGCAAUCUAUAGAAGGCUUACGAGUAAUUCUUGAAUGGUAUGAAAUUAGUAACAGUCUCCCAUUAGAGCGGGUUUGGAUCAUAAGUGCUUUGUGGGAUGUCACUUCUGUCUUUGAGCCCCAGAAAUUCACAGCAUUGUCCUUCAAUGGCAGCUUGUCUUUUGCCUUUCACACAAAUAUGCUUAGUUUAUUUCUGACAAAACUCCAUUUCAACAAUAGUGCUGGGGAAGAAAUAGCUUUCAAUGAGAAUGGAAACCUGGCAGCAGCAUACAAUAUCAUCAACUUGAUUACUUUCCCCAAUCGAUCCUUUCAUAAGGUCCAAGUUGGCCAUAUUGAACCUCAGAGUUCUCAGAAGGAAGACCUCACCAUUAAUACAACUGCCAUUGUAUGGAAUCCCAAAUUUAAGCAGACACCACCUUCUGCCACCUGUGUAGAAAGUUGCUAUCCUGGGUACCGGAAAUUAAUUAAGGAGGGGAAACAGGUUUGCUGCUAUGACUGUGUCCAAUGUUCAGAGGGGAGCAUUUCCACCCUGGUUGAUUCCAAGCAAUGUGAGAGGUGCCCAGAAGAACAAUAUCCAAAUGAGAAGCACCAUCAAUGUAUUCCCAAAAUUAUUGCCUACUUAUCCUACGAAGAAUUCCUGGGAGAAAUCCUGACUAGCUUUGCUGUUUCUUUUGCUGUAAUCACAAUUGUAGUGAUGGGGACAUUUAUCCGCCACCAAAACACUCCCAUUGUCAAAGCCAACACUUGGGAUAUCACCUGCACUUUGCUUUUCUCACUCCUGCUGUGUUUUCUCUGCUCUUUCUUCUUCCUCGGAUGCCCAGGGAUAGUCACAUGUCUCCUCCGGCAAGCAGUUUUUGGAGUUGUCUUCUCCAUUGCAGUAUCUUGUGUGUUAGCCAAAACCAUCACUGUGGUUCUGGCCUUCAUAGCCACAAAGCCAGGGAACCGCAUGAGGUGGUGGAUAGUCAUUGUGUUUUGCUCAUUUAUUCAAACAAGCAUCUGUGCUGUGUGGUUGACCCUUUCUCCUCCUUUCCCAGAGUUGGACAUGCAUUCCCAAUUGGAUGAGAUCUUAGUGCAAUGCAACGAAGGCUCAGAGAUCAUGUUUUAUGUUGUGCUGGGCUACAUGUGGCUUUUGGCCCUCAUCAGCUUCAUAGUGGCCUUCUUUGCCCGGAAGUUGCCCGACAGUUUCAAUGAAGCCAAACUCAUCACCUUCAGCAUGCUGGUCUUUUGCAGUGUUUGGGUCUCCUUUGUGCCAACCUACUUAAGCACUAAGGGGAAAUCCAUGGUGGCUGUGGAGGUCUUCUCUAUCUUGGCCUCAAGUGGUGGCUUAUUAGGUUGCAUUUUUAUGCCCAAGUGCUAUAUUAUCAUGCUGAGACCAGAGCUGAAUGCC